AUUAGGUCGACGUGUAUGUUCGCUCAGUCGGCGCAGAUACUGAAUGAACAUCUCUUAUACUGUUAUCCAUAACAUUUUGGGUUGGAACCAUGGCCGGGGAAAUGUCCAUAAUAGGUUCUGUCAUCCUGGCUUUGUUCCUGGCAGGAUAUCUGGGACAGCAGUACCUGCCCCCUCCAAAGCCCAGGGUCAUUGGGUUGGAUCUAGGGACCACUUUCUGCUCUGUGGGAGUGUUUCAGCCUGGCACAGGCGAGAUUGAGGUUAUUGGAGAUGACAAAGGUCACAAAAGCAUUCCGAGUGUGGUGACAUUCACCCCGACCGGUGUGUUUUCUGGACAUGAGGGUCAGGAACUGUCUGACAUAAAUCCUCAAAACACAAUCUAUGAUGCCAAGAGAUUUAUAGGGAAGAUUUUCGACCAAGAGACUUUAGAUAAAGAGAGCGCACGAUACCCGUUUAAGGCGAUAUUCAACAAUGGGAGUGCAGAAUUUUUAGUCUCUACAAAUAGCACCUUCACAGUUACUCCUGAAUUCAUCGGAUCCCGUCUCCUCCUGAAAAUGAAAAAGAUGGCAGAAAAGCAACUGGGAAUACCUAUUGAUAAAGCCGUCAUAUCAGUGCCAGCAGAGUUUGAUGAGAGGCAAAGAAACUACACCAUAAGAGCUGCUAACCUAGCUGAAAGCUGUUUGGUUUGGAAGUAA
Molecule: messenger RNA, 692 nt
Organism: Sinocyclocheilus grahami
Lineage: Eukaryota; Metazoa; Chordata; Actinopteri; Cypriniformes; Cyprinidae
Product: heat shock 70 kDa protein 13-like
Exons: 4
Coding region: 90-692 (200 amino acids)
Molecular function (GO): ATP-dependent protein folding chaperone; ATP binding
Source: RefSeq, a predicted model, not a curated record